AUGUCCAAUCAAAGUAAAGUAUGGUUUAGUGGAAUAACCAAACAUCAAUACUGCUUUAAUCGGGCACAAUUACAAACAGAUAUUAUGGCCACAUUAGGGCGUCAAGAUUUAUUAAAAUUCUAUGAUCAUUAUAUAGCACCAAAUUCCGUCCAUCGUCGUAAAUUAGCUGUACAUGUAGUACCAUCGCCAUUAGUCGCCGCCGAAAUAAUCCAAGAGCAAACAACAUCGAUUCUUGUACUCACAUCACCACCAAUCACACCAUCAACACCAAUGUCGAAAGACGAUGGAAAAAGAAUUCGAAAAUUACAACGACAACAAAGUAUCACAUCGAAAACAAUUGCUACACCCAUUGAGAAGUUAACAGUAGAACCAGUUAUUUGUAAUUUACCAAUUGCUAAAGCAUUAGACACAUCAAUAAAUCAAACUGAAUCAACAAAUGAAAUAAUGAUUGAAAAUAUAAUGAAAAAUGAAAAACAAUUAAUGUUGCCUGAAGUAAAUAAUUUCAGUUUUGAUUGUGUUUACUUAUUAUCUUGAAAUUAACAAAAAGAUGCUAGAAAUCGAG
Didymodactylos carnosus is the source of this 562-nucleotide messenger RNA. The record is from the annotation of a GenBank genome assembly. Lineage: Eukaryota; Metazoa; Rotifera; Eurotatoria; Philodinida; Philodinidae.